GUCUGAGCUUCGGGUUGGGCUGCGGCUGCGGCUGCUGCACUUCCAGCUUCUGAGGCCAGGAGGCCGAGGCCUGGGCCCAGCCCGGAGCCGCCGCUCGUCGGAGCCUCCUGGAGCCCCCGCGCAGGCUCAGCCUGGGGGCGGGCUCAGGCCCGGCCCGCCGCGGAACCCAGGACAGAGGCUGCAUGCCCGAGGACCAGGCCGGCGCAGCCAUGGAGGAGGCAUCUCCUUAUUCCUUACUUGAUAUCUGCUUGAAUUUCCUGACUACUCACCUUGAGAAGUUCUGCUCAGCAAGACAAGAUGGAACAUUGUGUCUGCAGGAACCUGGAGUAUUCCCACAGGAGGUGGCUGAUCGGCUACUUCAGACCAUGGCUUUUCAUGGUCUCCUGAAUGAUGCAACUGUAGGUAUUUUUAGGGGCAACCAGAUGCGCUUAAAACGAGCUUGCAUUCGCAAAGCCAAGAUCUCUGCUGUUGCUUUCCGGAAAGCCUUCUGCCACCACAAGUUAGUGGAACUUGAUGCCACAGGUGUGAAUGCUGACAUCACGAUUACAGACAUCAUCAGUGGGCUUGGCAGUAACAAAUGGAUCCAGCAAAAUCUCCAGUGCCUCGUGCUGAACUCAUUAACUCUCUCCCUCGAAGAUCCUUAUGAGCGGUGCUUUAGCCGACUUUCUGGCCUUCGAGCAUUAAGCAUCACCAAUGUUCUCUUUUACAAUGAAGACCUGGCUGAAGUUGCCUCAUUGCCAAGAUUAGAGAGCCUGGAUAUUUCUAACACCUCCAUCACAGACAUCACGGCUCUGCUGGCUUGCAAAGACCGACUCAAGUCUCUAACCAUGCAUCACUUGAAAUGUUUAAAAAUGACAACUACCCAGAUACUGGAUGUUGUUCGAGAACUAAGACAUCUGAAUCAUCUUGAUAUUUCGGAUGAUAAACAGUUUACAUCAGACAUAGCUCUUCGAUUACUAGAACAAAAGGACAUCCUGCCCAACCUCGUCUCCCUGGAUGUUUCUGGGAGGAAGCAUGUGACAGACAAAGCUGUUGAAGCUUUUAUUCAGCAACGGCCCAGCAUGCAGUUUGUAGGUUUGCUGGCUACUGAUGCUGGCUACUCUGAAUUCCUCACAGGCGAAGGACAUUUGAAGGUGUCUGGAGAAGCCAAUGAAACUCAGAUUGCAGAAGCACUGAAGAGGUACAGUGAACGGGCCUUCUUUGUCCGAGAAGCUCUAUUUCACCUUUUUAGCCUGACUCAUGUGAUGGAAAAAACAAAGCCAGAAAUUUUAAAGCUUGUGGUUACUGGGAUGAGAAACCACCCUAUGAAUUUGCCAGUGCAGCUUGCUGCAAGCGCCUGUGUGUUUAAUUUAACCAAGCAGGAUCUUGCUGCAGGAAUGCCUGUCCGACUCCUGGCCGAUGUGACCCAUUUGCUGCUCAAAGCCAUGGAACAUUUUCCCAACCACCAGCAGUUACAGAAGAAUUGCCUCCUUUCACUUUGCAGUGACCGAAUUCUUCAAGACGUUCCAUUCAACAGGUUUGAAGCAGCCAAGCUUGUCAUGCAGUGGCUCUGCAACCAUGAGGAUCAAAACAUGCAGAGGAUGGCAGUUGCUAUCAUUUCCAUUCUGGCUGCCAAGCUUUCUACAGAACAGACAGCCCAGCUUGGUGCUGAGCUCUUCAUCGUCAGGCAACUUCUUCAAAUAGUGAAGCAGAAAACCAAUCAAAAUUCAGUGGACACUACUUUGAAGUUUACUUUGAGUGCACUUUGGAACCUCACAGAUGAAUCUCCAACCACUUGCAGACACUUUAUUGAAAAUCAAGGGUUAGAACUCUUCAUGAGGGUUCUAGAGUCAUUCCCAACUGAGUCAUCCAUUCAACAGAAAGUCCUAGGACUUUUGAACAAUAUAGCUGAAGUACAAGAAUUGCAUUCUGAAUUAAUGUGGAAGGAUUUUAUAGACCACAUCAGUAGUCUUCUACAUAGUGUUGAAGUGGAAGUCAGUUACUUUGCAGCUGGAAUUAUUGCCCACUUAAUAUCUAGAGGUGAACAAGCUUGGACAUUGAGUCGCAGCCAGAGGAAUUCUCUCCUGGAUGAUCUGCAUUCAGCUAUUUUGAAAUGGCCAACUCCAGAGUGUGAGAUGGUAGCAUACAGGUCCUUUAAUCCAUUUUUCCCAUUACUUGGCUGUUUCACAACACCUGGAGUCCAGCUAUGGGCAGUUUGGGCCAUGCAACAUGUCUGCAGCAAGAAUCCCUCAAGGUACUGCAGCAUGCUGAUUGAGGAAGGAGGGUUGCAGCAUUUAUACAACAUCAAAGAACACGAACAGACUGAUCCCCACGUCCAGCAGAUUGCUGUGGCCAUUCUGGACAGCUUAGAAAAACACAUUGUACGCCAUGGGAGGCCACCUCCCUGUAAAAAGCAGUCCCAGGCCAGACUAAAUUGAUAGCCAUAGGUAAUUGGAUAGGAGUCACAGAAAUUCUUUUUGUGAUAAGUUCACUUGGAAUAGCUUACCCUCUGUGAUGUUUUAGGGGUUUCUAUGAUAAGAGUCAUAAGAUGAGUAUGGGAUUGACAAUGUAUAGUACUGCCCAUGUGAACAGUCUCUGAUUUGUCUUGUGAUUUUUAACUUAUUAGGCAAGAAGGGUCUCUUCCUUCAUCAUUGCCUUUUAGGAAGAUUUCCACAUCUUUCAGUGUUUGAACUUACCUGUGCUUAAAAUUCUACAGUUUUAUGAUGAAGUUUGCACGAACCCUUAGGCCAGACUUUUCUGAUUUUAAAGUCCCUUCCAAUCAAUUGGCAGCUUCAGAUAAGCUGUUAACUUGAUUGCUGGCACUGCUUCAGUUGUAAAUUUUAUACUGCUUCUGUAUAAAAUGCCUUUAUUCUCUGUUUGUGUAUCUUUUAUAAGAUGUCCUUCUUAGUGUGAAAGAAUGGAAAUCUGAGUCCUACCCUUGUGAAAGCUACUUACUGGCUAGUGCCAGGAUGGCUGGCAGAAAAUACAUUAAAAACUACUAAGGGAGAAUAGAGGUUAGGAACUGGGAAAAGGCCUGCUCUUGAGGUAUUUUUAAACUGGGACUGGCUAAUCUUCUGGAACCCACCUCUCCUAAGACAUUGAGCAGUAGCUUGUUCUUCAUAUUAAUUCUUGGAGACGUGUACUGCUGCUUCCUAUACAGAUUGCAGGUUACUCUCUAGAAAUAUUUCCCCAAGCUACCACGGUGUAAAAUAUUACAGCAUUCUGUGUUAGAGAUUAAUUAACUGUCUGAAUCUCUAUGUCAUAUUGUUGUGAAAAAAAUCGUCUCUUGCUAAAACUGACUGUUCUUUUCUCUCUAUUUCAAAGUCAUUUUGUUCUGUGGAAUAGAGACCAUAUAUGGUGUUACCUGCUCACUUAAAAUAAUAAUUAACAACAGUAAAUUUUGCCACAAGAAGUUAAUUUUCUUUUGUUUCAAAGUAUAUGUAUCUUAAUGUUUUCAUGUUAGGGAAAGAUAUCCACGUCUCACUGCCAAAAAUAAAUAAGAAUUAGAUGAUUGUUAAAUGUAAUGAUUCUAGUUGCAGUGCAGAAAAGGAAGUAUUUUGUGAUAGGUUGUUUUUUAGACAGUUUUCUUUUCUUUAGGAGAGUUGUUAUAGUAUAGUAAAGAAUCAAUUAUCAAUAAUGGCAGUUGGGAGGCAGCAAGUCACCAAGAGAGUUAUUUUCCAUUUUAAAUUUCAGUUUGUGAAUAAGGUUAACCUGCAGUCUUAGAUAACUGCAUUUUUUUCAUAGAUGGCCAAAAUGUUUUCAAUAGAGAUUUUAAAUGGUACAUUUAAAUCAUUGUGAUCAUUCAGAAGCAUUUUUAUUUAGAAAGGAGCUGGCUUAUUAGUAUGCUGUUAAUAUUUUGACAUACAUGUUUCAUACCACUAUCAGAAUAAUCAUACUUGAAUUAUUUGGUACUCCUUUACAGAAAUAAAAACUAAAAGAAAAUAGGUAUUUAGAAUCAUUAAAAACCAUUUUAAAUUGUGGGUUAAUUCUGAUUCAAGGAAUUUUUAUAGGUGUAAGAUAAAUUUUCACAGGUUAAAUAUUUCAGAGGAAAUGGAAAAUUCUUUUUAAAAUGUCCCCUUUUCCUGGGUUUUAAAUAUCUAAGGCAAAAUGUCAAAAAUAGGAUGUCCUACAAUAGCUUAGAAGUUGCUAGCUGUGUGGACCAUUUCCAGGUCUUCUGGCUUGCGUAGUUAAGGAACAGCCUAUUUGAGAAGUUUGGCUUCAAGUUUCUGUUGUAUCCUAUUUAAAAGAAAAGUACAUGCUCCGUGUAGGCAAAUUCUAGGUUUUUGUCUUUAUAAAUUGUUUUCAAAUAUGGCUAAAAAUGUAUGGAAAACAAUUAACCCCUUCAUUACUCAGAAUAACUUGUUGAUAGAUGAAGACUCAAAUGUAUUUAAAUUGAAAUUUACUACUUUGAGCACUGGUAAUGGCCAGAUACUUCUGAGUCUUAAAAGCAAGAUAAUUAGGCACAUCCCAGAUAGAUAAAAAUUUUAGUGCCUUUGUGAUUGGGAUGACUCUUAAAAUUGUGUAUCUAAUUAUGGCACAGAAUUGUCUAUAAGGUCUUAAAUCUGUCAGAUUUAAGACCUUAUAGACAAUUCUGUGCCAUAAUUAGAUACACAAUUUUAUAUAUAUAUAUAAAUUGAGGGCUUCCCUGGUGGCUCAGAUGGUAAAGAAUUUGCUUACAAUGCAGGAGACCUGGGUUUGAUCCCUGGGUUGGGAAGAUCCCCUGGAGAAGGAAAUGGCAACCUAUUCCUGUAUUCUUGCCUGAAGAAUUCCACAGACAGAGCAGCCUGGUAGGCUAUAGUGCAUGGGGUCGCAAAGAGUUGGACAUGACUGAGCAACUUUCACUCAUUCAUAUAUAAAUUAUGAGGUGUAACUGGCCUGUCUCUUAAGGUAGAAUCUGUUCGGCCUUCGGUUUGCAUUUGUACACUAGAAUGUAAUGGAACUUGGUGCCUUCAAGGGUUACCUCUUCAGUGGGUUAGGGGUGCUGUUUCAAGCACAAUUUAGACUAGGGUUGAACCACUUAUUGUUCAAAUCAUUGGUGCACUCAGAUAUUGCAAAUUAUCACUACGUCAGUCCACAAACAGCAAGGUUUAAACCUACUAAAGGAAAUGGAAUUAGACUUUUUAGACUAUAAUGAUGCAUGUUGUUAUCAAUGAGUAAAACAAGAGCAGUCUAAAAGCAAAAAUAAUUAAGGUAUAUCAUUCUUCCCAUCAAGUAAGUUUUGCUGUUCUCUUUAUACUCUAAAAAAUCAUUUUGUCCUUUUGUAGUUAAAAAGAAACAUAAAUCAAGUAGUAAUAAGUUACUUUACUCUCUGGCCAAAUACUCAGUGGCUACUGAUCUUGGUUGAGAAUUUAAAAAAUCGUAUCAGACUCACAGACCCAGGAAUUGACCUUAAGUGUUGCUGCUUCUCACUCCUGGACAGAAAUGCUAUUUAGUGGCACUAGUCAAUUUAAGUGAAUGACCCAGGUGGAGAUGAAUCCCACAAGGCAACUGUAGAAAUUUAAUUUCAUAUCUUUGGUUUGCAAGCUUCCAAAGAAUCAAGGAUUCAUGUUUUAAAACAUUGGUCCUGAAUAUCCAGCCUAGGAAGUUAAUCUUGCUGGCGGGACCUUUUGAGUUGGCCCUUUUUCUCCCCAGUCAUUUGGCUGUAUUUUAAAUUAUGCAUUGCUCAGGAUAGUAUUGGGCCAUCUUCUAGAUCUUUGGGACACAUUUUGAUGAAAACAUAUUUUGUUUCACUGUGUGCUGAAUUAGGGUAGAAUCAAUUAAUAAACCUUGGUUUUGGCUUAGUGCUUUAGAAUGUCUGACAUUCUUCCUCCCCCUGCGCUCUACCCCUUAGGAAACACUGUGCAGCAGUACCCAAGGUUGAAAAAGAGGUCACGAGUAGCCAGGAAAUAAACUUGCUGUAUUGUAUAUGUUGAAACCUACCCUUCUCCUGCCCUCUAAUAGUAUGUUUACAUUAUUUGGUUAUUGUGCAACUUUUAUCUUGAGAUAAACAGUAUUAAACUGAAGGUGUAAGUUAAAGGCAGUGUCAUACUGUCAGCUGAUGUGGGCAGUUUUAUCUGCAUGUUACUGUUUUGGGGACUUUAUAUGGCUAGGGUUUCCAAGUAGUGUUCUGAGACAACUUACAGAGAGGUUUGCAAACUUAUGGUUUCCCUCUGAAAUCCACUGUAGCGUUGGAUAUUGAGUAUUUAAACUUUACCAUCUGCUUUGUAUUGACACAUUUUUCAUUUUUUUGUGUUAACUCAUGAACUGUUUAUUUAAGUAAUAAUGCAAAUCCAAGCUUCAUCCAAUGAUGAAAAUAGCAGUAUGAUAGAAGAUUUUGCUGAGUGUGCUUAAAAUGCAUAAUGGCUUUAUCUUUUUUAGUAUUUCAUAGAUUUUGCAUGACAUGUACACUCCUAAUUAUGCAUUCUGUGGUUUCCAAAUCUUAACUGAAGACAUUCAGUGUUAACCUAAGAAAGAGCUUUCUCUGCCUGUUUUUACCCUCCCCCGGUGUUUUUAAUAAAUUAUGGGAAAAUCAAUGCUAUUUCUCGUUUUCUGGAUGAAGCAAAGCUCUACUGGAGAGCACAAUCUGACUGCAUAGCUAGACAGAAUGGCUGUUAAGAAUAUUUAGAAAAUCCAAAUAUAUCAAAUUAUGAGAAAUAAUAAAUAUUCAUUAAUAAUAUGUGCUUAAUUUUUGAAGUUACUUUGGAGAAUUGUUCAAAUUGGGUUCCUUUAAGCUUAUUUUAAUCAGCUUAGAAGCAAGAAGCUGCUUAGCUAAUGAAAGCUGUGACGUACUUCAUAAAAGCAGGAGAUUCUUGAGAGCAUUUAAUAAUGGGAGGAUGCUAUGUCAAGAUUUAUACUCUCAGAUAACCUGUAAGAAUAAAAUUUUAAAUCCCUGACUUUUGUAGCAUUCCCACUGUCAAAUUCUCACUGACUUGUGAGUGUGGAAAAAGGUAUCUUUUGCUUGAAUUCUGGUAGAAGAGUUCAACUCUUUUCAAAAGAUACGAAAAAUUCAUUGGAAAACAUGUAUACAUUUCAAAAUCUCUCAGUUAUCUGGACUGAAGGCACUGUUCUCACUGUGGCCAGAUGAAUGGGAGGGUCCUGUACCUGAAUCAUGCUAGAUAUUAAAUCAGGACAUCGUUAGGUAUUAAUGUUGUGUGUACAGAUUUUUGUUUGGGGUUGUUAUUAUUUUUUUUUUUUUUUUGCUUAAAUAAAUGUUACAAAUUUUA
Molecule: messenger RNA, 7181 nt
Organism: Bubalus bubalis (water buffalo)
Lineage: Eukaryota; Metazoa; Chordata; Mammalia; Artiodactyla; Bovidae
Gene: ZYG11B
Product: zyg-11 family member B, cell cycle regulator
Exons: 14
Coding region: 183-2417 (744 amino acids)
Cellular component (GO): Cul2-RING ubiquitin ligase complex
Molecular function (GO): protein binding
Source: RefSeq, a predicted model, not a curated record